AUGCCUCGUCUCAGGGCCCCGCUUCGCAGAACCACCUACAUCGGUGCCCUUCUAUUCAACCUCGCCUCUUUCAUCCUACCGGCUCUUUAUGGCACGCUUUCCAAGUUCUGGGUCGCCAACAUUGACGCCUCCCUGGUCGUCACUACCGAUGUCUACACCUACAUUGGCGUCAUUGUCGAGAUUCUCAACGAAGGCCUUCCGCGUGCCGCCUGGGUCAUCAUCGGCGACAAAGCGUCAAGAAGCCUGUCUCAGAGGUUGCAGCUCUCACACACACUGAUUCUGACACAGACCAUCCUCGGUUUUAUUAUGAGUAUCGCUUUCGUCUCCGCAGCGCCAGCAUUCGCUAAAGGCUUCGUUCCUGUCGAAGUUAGGGACGUUAGCCUCGCCUACGUCCGAAUCAGCGGGUUUAGUGCGCUGAGCAGCACCGUCGAGACGGCAGUUGCUUACGCUACAAGGGCCCUCGAUAAGCCCGAUGUGCCACUGAUCAUCAGCUCAGCCAAGUUUGCCAUAAAUAUCAUCCUUGACCUGCUCCUCAUCUCGACUUUUCACGUUGGCAAAAACGAGCCUACCGUGAACCUGCAGGCUGGUAUACAGCUCGCCUGCAACCUGGUUUCGGCGUUCGUCGGCCUGCUUUACUUUGUCUGGCGCAGUUCCCGCAAGAACCGUCACGCAGAGGACGCCGAGUCCCCGUCCACCCGCCCAUCCCUGGCCGCUCUGCUCGUCCUUCUCCGUCCAGGCCUCAUCACCAUGGCUGAAUCUGCCGUGCGCAACACUCUCUAUCUCUGGCUCGUCAUGACCAUCGUCGCCCUCGGCACAACGUACGCCACAGCAUGGGGCGUCUUCAACACCAUCCGCUGGGGUCUCGUUAUGGUCCCCGUCCUUGCCCUCGAGCAAACCUCCCUUACGUUCACAAGCCACGCCUGGGGCAACCUCCGCCGCGCUCUCGGUGUAGAGACCCUCCGCCCGCGCGUCCCGUUCAGCUCCCUCCGCCCCGUACUCCGCCCGGCGGUCUUCUCCCUGUGCGUCGCGCUCGUCAUUGAGGUCCCUUUCUGUAUAUUCCUCACCUUCUAUGCUGCACGCUCUUUCGCCCGCUACCUCAGCGGUUCCGACGAAGUUGCUGAUGUGACGGCUAUGAUGUGGCGUUCCAUAGACUGGUGUUACAUCUUCUACGCCGCUUCGACGCAGCUUGCGACUGUGCUGCUUGCCACGCGCCCGAGAUGGUAUCUAUGGCAGAGCCUUGCGAGCAAUCUGCUGUACGUGCUGCCGUGGGCUAUUGUUUGCCAGGUGGCCGAUUUGAACGAGGAUAGGGCAUGGACGUAUCACUCGCUGGUGUUUGGGGGAUGCCUUGUAUUUUCUUUCGUCGACAUUCUGCUAUUUGACGUGAUGUGGGUGUGGACGCUGAUCAAGGGGCGGAUGCACUUGGAAGUGUUCAGACACCAGAAAUCAGAGGUCGCUCUGAUCGGCGAGGGAGAGCUGAACAGGUGA
Verticillium dahliae VdLs.17 is the source of this 1485-nucleotide messenger RNA. RefSeq lists its product as uncharacterized. The transcript has a single exon. Bases 1 to 1485 code for a protein of 494 amino acids. NCBI's taxonomy places the organism in Eukaryota, Fungi, Ascomycota, Sordariomycetes, Glomerellales, Plectosphaerellaceae. The record is from RefSeq and is a predicted model, not a curated record.